UUGAACGUCGUUAUCUACCGAACUGCCAUACCCGAGUUAAGUAGUGUCUUAAAUCUGCGGUAUCGAUAGAGUACCCGUUCAGUUUGUUUCCAAACUGAUUAGUGAACAGUGCCGUGUCCGCGAUGAAGCUGUUAAUUAUUGGAUAUUUUCUGAGUGUAGUCUUGACCAGCGGCGUUAGGGCAAAAGGUCCUAUUGUCGAGGUGGCGUCCGCUUCAGAACAGCUAGACCUGAACACACGUGAACUCGAUACGUCGUUCUUCCUGCCACGGAACAAGACCAUUCCAUAUCAUUAUUUCAUCCAUUUGAAGUCGCACGUGCAAAACAAUGAUCCUGUUUUCGAAGGAACGGUGGACAUCUACUUCGAAGUGGUCGAACCAACGAAGGAUAUUGUGAUGCACCUUCAGGAAUUAGAUAUAGUUUCUACGGAACUGAGUCGUAUCCCAAAUGGGCUGGGAGUUCCCGUGAAGAUUGACAACCCGCAGUACAGCAUCGAUACGAAAACGGAGUUAGUGACCUUCACCAGUCAAGCAGAUCUUCCACUGGGCAAGUACAUCCUCAAUGUAGCCUACACGGGAACAAUGCGCCGUUACCAAAGCGGUUUCUUCAUUUCGUCGUAUCGUGACGAGUCUAACAAGGUGCACUACGUGGGAUCGUCGCACUUCCAGGCAACGCUGGCCAGACGUGUGUUCCCGUGUUUCGACGAACCGGAUCUGAAAGCCACCUUCAAGCUCUGGAUCACACAUCACGGCACGUAUAAUGCAGUGGCCAACACCUACGUUGACACGAUUUAUGCAGAUUCGGAGGAUCCUGAGUACCGAGUAACGCAGUUCAGAACGACGCCGCGGAUGUCCACCUAUCUGCUAGCGUUUGCCGUAACGGAUUUCGUGGCCAAAACGGAUAAUAGACAACAGGUUCUAGUGCGUCCUGAGGCAUUUGGACAAGUUGACGUUACCUUAACGGCUGGAUCGAAAAUCAUUGCAGCGAUGGAUGCCCAUACCGGUGUUGCGUACCACGACUACAUGGAUAAGCUCUCGCAUAUUGCCGUUCCGGAUCGAGGAACUGGCGCUAUGGAAAACUGGGGUUUGGUCACCUACGGGGAACCGUCAAUGCUAUUUGACCCGGCAGUAAACAGCUAUCGCACCUAUAAACGAGUGAUUACGGUUGUUGCCCACGAGCUUGCUCAUCAGUGGUUCGGUAAUUUGGUCAGCCCUCGGUGGUGGGAGUAUAUCUGGCUGAACGAAGGUUUCGCAACGCUGUACGAAUACUAUGCAACAACGUUGGCCUAUCCGGAAUUGGACUAUUGGGAGCUGUUCAACGUGGAGGUUAUCCAGCGAGCGCUGAGUCAGGAUGCCAGGGAAAGUACUCGCGCCAUGAACACCCCUGCGGCAUCGCAGGAUGAAGUUCAUGCCCUGUUCGACAUCAUUGCCUACCAGAAGUCUGGAAGUGUUUUAAAUAUGUUCCGGACGGUUCUUGGCGAUGAAAACUGGAUGGAGGCGUUGAAUAUUUAUAUCGAAGAUAGAAAGCUUGAUAGCGCAACUCCUGAAGACUUGUACGAUGCUCUACAAAAAGCCAUUGCUGGAAAGAGAGUCAUCCCGGCCUCGACCACUGUAAAGCAACUUAUGGAGUCGUGGACUGACGCAGCAGGGUAUCCCGUCUUGAAUAUUCGUCGAAACUACAAAUCCGGGCAGAUACUUAUGUCCCAAGAGCAGUUCCUAGCAGAUAAAUGGCUUCCGAACAAUCACGUUUGGAAUAUUCCGUACAACUACAUAGAUCGAAACAUUCGAGAAACUGCCGACGGAUCGGACUACCAAUGGUUAACGACCAAAACUGCUGUCCUCGAAACGGAAACUCCAAACGAUCAGUGGAUCAUCUUCAAUCGUGAGCAGUUUGGAUACUACCGCGUCAACUACGAUCAACGAAACUGGGAGCUGAUCAUUGACGCACUACUGACCAAUCCCUUGGCCAUUCAUCGCGCCAAUCGAGCCCAACUCAUUGACGAUGCCUUCAACCUAGCUCGGUCGGAGCGAUUGGACAUGGUCCUCGCUUUGAAACUUCUCACCUAUCUGCGUCUCGAAACCGAGUACGCCCCAUGGGCUGCCGCGAACAACGCCUUGAACUACCUCUACAGCAAACUCCAAGGCACAGUACAUUAUCCAGGCUUCGUAAACUUCGUUAGUGAAAUCGUUUCCGACGUUUACAAAACGCUCGAAGUGGAUAAGGUUUCAACCGAUGAGCCCACACUCCACAAGUAUCUGAAGCAAACGAUAACCGGUUGGGCUUGCCGCGUAGGAAACCAGGACUGCCUGGACAAAACAUACGACGCUUUGAAGCGUGAAUUCAACGAGGCAGUUGCCGUUCACCCGGAUGUUGCAUCCGUUGUGUACUGCCACGGUCUACGGGAAGGAACAUAUCGCGAACUAUCCUACCUAGUUCCGAAGAUGAUCGAAUCGAUAAAUCAGGCUCAGCGUACGGAAAUCAUUACAGCUUUGGGAUGUACCAAGGACACCCAGAGUAUUACAUCGCUAUUGGCCAUAAUCAACCUGCCAACCGUAAACUACUUGUCUACGGAAAAGAGCCAGAUUGUUGACGCAAUUGUGGCUGGUACCAGUUCUGAAGGCUUGGCCGUGCUGGUGCAAUACCUGAUGACGGUCAAUAAUGCGAGGGCACUGAUCAGCGCAAUCGGCGAAGGAUCCUUCCGGAACGUGCUUUUGAACAUAGCUUCGCGUUCAAACAACGCCUCCGAACAGCAGAGGCUGCAACAGGUGCUAACGGUUUUGUCGGAUUUGAUUCCGAAAGAAACGGUAGACGAUGCGCUGGGCAGAAUUAAGGCCAACGUCGAUUGGUUCACCAGCUUGGAAGGAUUGGUGACAAUUGAGUUCUUCGAUAAGUAUUACAGUAAUGCUGUGCCUGUAGGUCGUGCGUGAUUGGUAAUAAAGUGAUGAGUAUGACUUCCCACAUUGUGUUGUCAUUGUGCA
Molecule: messenger RNA, 2975 nt
Organism: Aedes aegypti (yellow fever mosquito)
Lineage: Eukaryota; Metazoa; Arthropoda; Insecta; Diptera; Culicidae
Product: aminopeptidase N
Exons: 4
Coding region: 123-2924 (933 amino acids)
Biological process (GO): peptide catabolic process; proteolysis
Cellular component (GO): cytoplasm
Molecular function (GO): peptide binding; metalloaminopeptidase activity; zinc ion binding
Source: RefSeq, a predicted model, not a curated record